AUGCUCGCCCACAGCUUCGCCAAAGUCACCCGUUCGUUCGCAGCUCCGCGCACUACUCGGGCUCUCUCUAUGCUGGAUCGCUUUACAUCGUCCCCAGAGCCUGAGACUGUGAGCGACAUCUGGCGCUCAGUGGGUGCAGUGUGCUUUGACGUUGACAGUACCGUGUGCGAGGACGAGGGCAUCGACGUGCUUGCGGAGCACUGUGGUGCUGGGAAAGCUGUCCAAGAGUGGACCAUUAAGGCCAUGAACGGAGACGUCAAGUUUGAAGACGCACUUGCGGCUCGUCUGGACAUCAUCAAGCCGUCCAGACAGGACAUUCAGGACUGCUUGACUCAGCACCCACCCAAGUUCACGCCGGGCAUCAAGAAACUCAUAGCAGUGUUGCGGGAAAAGGACAUCGCUGUGUUUCUCGUGUCGGGUGGCUUUCGCCUCAUGAUUGAGCCCGUGGCUGAGAAGAUUGGCAUUCCUCUCUACAAUAUCUACGCCAACACCAUCUUCUUCGAUCGCGAUGGAAAGUACAAUGGUUUCGAUGAUGCCGAGCUCACGGCGCGCGACGGAGGGAAGGCUAAGGCCAUUGAAGUCAUCAAGCGGAUUCAUGGCUACAAGAAGAUUGCCAUGGUCGGUGACGGUGUGACGGAUCUCCAGGCGCGCCCGCCUGCCGAUCUCUUUGUCGGAUUCGGCGGCAUUGUCACCCGUGAUGUCGUCAAGGAAGGUGCGGAUCUGUUUGUUUCGGAUUUCAACCACUUGGCCAAGCUACUGCAGUAG
Molecule: messenger RNA, 765 nt
Organism: Peronospora matthiolae
Lineage: Eukaryota; Oomycota; Peronosporomycetes; Peronosporales; Peronosporaceae
Source: the annotation of a GenBank genome assembly